Messenger RNA from Erpetoichthys calabaricus (reedfish), 1549 nucleotides. RefSeq lists its product as uncharacterized. The transcript has 2 exons. NCBI's taxonomy places the organism in Eukaryota, Metazoa, Chordata, Cladistia, Polypteriformes, Polypteridae. Gene Ontology annotation, cellular component: membrane. The coding region runs from base 355 to 1494 and encodes 379 amino acids. The record is from RefSeq and is a predicted model, not a curated record.
GAAAUUAAUCUCCUACAUAACUUCAGGAGUUAAACUUGGGCAGAAGCCGAGUGGCGCUGCGACAGUGUGCUUUUUGUUUCAACUCACUGGCCUACAGGAUGUAUUCUUUCAGCACUAAUGCGCCUUCUGCAUACCGUUAAACUUGUUACAAUAAUUAAGACCUGUCAAGUGGCUUUGCACCAUCCUCAGCUGCUCUCUACCCCCGACAGCCACAGACAGGAAAAGGCGUGACCCCGCCCACAUCGAGCUGGAGAGCGACAGCGCAGCGCGGAGGCGCGUUCAUUUACAGCGAGUCCGUAUGCCGUAUGGCAGCCAUUCGGUCAACUGCUACGUACCUGUUCACUUGGAGAUCUGAUGGUACAUUUUAAAAAUUGGAAGAGCAUCAAAAGCAUUCGAUUGAAUAUGAGUGACUUCAACAAUUCAGACAAUACUAAUCAAAACUACAAUAUUGAGAAAGACAUUCUUUUCUUAGACAUUUCAUCACGAGCUACAUACUGUUAUACACUGUUUGUUAUGGCUGGCCUUAUUGCCAGUACAUUUAUCUGUAAAGUAUUUGUCAGAAUUUGUAGAGGAGGAAGAAACUUUGAAAAGCUUGACAUACUUUUCUAUGCUCUCAACUUCACAGACCUGAUAAUCCUUCUGUUUUCAUUUUCUGUAAUAGCGUACCGGCCCAAAUAUUUGCAGGCAACAAUGCUGGAAUGUGGGAUCUUGUCUUUCUUCUUUAACAUAUUCUAUUUUAAUUCUCAAUUUUUACAUGUCUCAAUUGCAUUUUUCUUAAUAGUUGAGGAGAGAUGUGCUAAUGUAAGUCGAAUGAGAAUAGCAGUGGACAGUGCUUUUGUCUGGAUUGUAUUUGCAGCUGUGUGUUCUUUGUUUUCCUCCCUCUUGGAAGCAGCACUGUUGGGUUUUGAACAAAAUUUAAAUAAGACCAUCUCUUGCCAGCUUGACCCACUUCAAGCAAAGGCACAAUAUGACAUUACAAAGUUUGUCACUAGUAUUGUAAUUCCAUACAUUCUUCUAAUGAUUUCUCUGUCGGUCUGCUGUUUCAUGUGGAAAAGGCCAGAUCAUAAAAGCACCAUGAAGGCAAGGCUCAGAGUUAUUUCAGCACUCCUAGCAGUAGCACUGGUUACACUGGUCUGCCGACUUUUUUACAAUUGUGUUCUGAUAAGCCGAGCUAUCCGAAAACUCCACAGUGGGAAUGACUACCCAAAACAUGAGGAAGCACUGAUGUGUGUAGCAGAACUGGUAAUGUUUUCAGGUAGCUGCAUUAGUUUGGUUUUAGUGAUUUUUCUGUACAAACCGUAUCAAGAACAGCUGUCAAAAUCCUGGCGUCAUCUGAGAGAAUUUUGUAGAAGGAUUACUCAUAGAGAUAACCACAGAAACAUCAUGGAACCCACCAUUGAAAUUGUAGACAAAAAAGAAGAAACAGCAUCAAUGAACAUUGAAGAACAAGAAGGAGAUAAUGAAGGGGUAACUAAAGUUUUCUUGGAAACAUAAGUAACCUGUCUGGCUAUCUUGUGGAUAAACUUAAAAAACUGAUCUAUGGACACUA